Phycomyces blakesleeanus NRRL 1555(-) is the source of this 3831-nucleotide messenger RNA. RefSeq lists its product as hypothetical. The record is from RefSeq and is a predicted model, not a curated record. Gene Ontology annotation, molecular function: guanyl-nucleotide exchange factor activity. Gene Ontology annotation, biological process: regulation of GTPase activity. NCBI's taxonomy places the organism in Eukaryota, Fungi, Mucoromycota, Mucoromycetes, Mucorales, Phycomycetaceae. The coding region runs from base 1 to 3831 and encodes 1276 amino acids. Gene Ontology annotation, cellular component: cytoplasm. The transcript has 7 exons.
AUGACAAAAGAACUCGAUGAUCAUCAAGAGAACUCGCCAAAUGAAGACACAGAGAUAAAAGGGAAAACACCAUCCAAAGAAAACAUCGAAGAAUGGGCCACAUUUGACCAGGAAUUACAAGCAUUUGACUCAAAUAUCUCUUCCCACUCAGAAUACCUUAGUGCGUCAAGUCAAAGCAAUACAGACCAGUAUCAGUCUUCGUACAACUUCUUACAACCAAGCCCAGAUAAUGAAAGUCCAAAAAACGUAGCUUCCGAUAGACAUCUUGACGUCCAACACUCCUCGCCCGCUCCCAGUCAAAUCCCACAGAUAAAACCAAGGAAUCCAUUAAGGAUCGACACAAGCAGAGCAGGUGUACCUAGAAUUAACGCCGUAAGGGCCGAUGUGGCUCUUAACAGAUCGGAGAGUGACCCCACAGACCGAAAAGGCAAACGACCACUUCGACAAGUCUUGAAUUGGGCACCAAGUGGAUCAAAUCCAAUAAAACACCGCAUUCCAUCCGUUACAUCUAAUCCACUCACAUCCGGUCCCUACAGCAAUCUGUGUGCCAGUCAAAAUGACUCUGAUGCUCUUGCAAGACAAGCACGAAUCAGAAAAGCACACAUGGCUUCUGCUGCUGCUGAAUGUAUGGUAGCAGCUGCAAAAGUAGCUAAGGCCAGAAAAAUUCACGCUGCCGCUGAUCCUUCAUCUGUAAGCUCACCCAGGAAGAAUAACAGUCUUCAAGAAGUACCUUCCGGUAGUCAAUCUGUAGCAGAGGUACCGGAAUGGUCCGACAGCGACACCGUGACAGAUAGCAAAACAAACUCGCUCGAAAGCUCUCCAAUUCACACUCCACGCCAAGACGAUACACUCCCAAAGAGCCCAGUGUCCGAUACACAUGGAACUCUAGAAAUACCUGUGGAAAGCUACUUUGAAUUUUCUCCGGAAGCACUCGGGCAAGCUAUUGUUAUGGAAGUAGAUAACAGGACUAUACAGAGAAUUGUAGAUCGAGUCUUGGCUGAUGCUGCACUAAGAUACUCUAGCGAGCCAAAAGAAAUAGUCGUAGACAAGAGCGUUGCUUUUAUCGACCCGGUUGAUAAGCAAGUUGAAGAAACCCAUCAAAAGUGUGAAGUUUCAGAGUCACCAAAAGAGAUGUUGGAAGUCUUUGAUCUUUCGCCUUCAAAAGACCCUAUAUCUACCAGUGAGGCAUGCGAUACCAACACAAUUGGCGUCGUCAAACCAUCAAAUAUUUCACAGCAUAAUAAAGGCAACUCAGUACGUUCUCAUUCAUCUCAGGUCUCCAACGAAAAUCCAAAGCUUUUAAGAAAUAGUGGAUCCACAAAUUCGGGGACUAAAGUUCCUUCACCUCAAGAGAAAGUCGAGGAAAUAAAAGAGAAUGAUGAAGCAACAUUAUUAAAAAUGGCUUUCGAAUCUGCCAGGACUAACAAACGAAUGAGUGCAAUAAAAGAAUUAUUGGAGACAGAAGAAAGCUAUGCUAAAAAACUAAGCAAUUAUGUUAGACAUUUUCUGUUUCCAAUCCAACAAAAGAAUAAUAUACCUGACGAUAAGAAGCAGAUACUGCUGCGAAAUUGCUCUCAAAUUCACCGCUUUGAAGAAGAUUUUCUGGUCGCCUUACAAAGCGCUCAUAUGACUAAACAAAGCACAUUGAAUGGCCAUAUACACACUGGAAAUAUUAUUGCAAUAGCCCGUUGCUUUAUUGAAUGGGGACCUCGUUUUGAAGUUUACAUUGAGUAUUGUGUAAAUCAUGAUGAUGCGUAUCUCUUGUACAAAGAAUUAUUGGAAACCAGUGACGAUUUUUCCAAGAUGAUGGCCCAGCUCCACGCAAAGAAUCCUGUCGCAUUCCGAGGAAGUCGGCUCACUAUGACUGAUUAUAUGAUGAUGCCUAUUCAACGCUUAUUGCGUUACAGGAUUUUGUUACAGACAAUUACAAAGGCCACACAAAAAGAUACAGUAGAGUAUGAAGAACUUUCUAAAGCCCAAGACGCAAUGCACAAGAUAGCAAGCAGAAUCGAUGACGAAAAGGCCCGUGUACAAGCUGUAAAGAAGACAGGAAUGUUUUUAUCGCGAAUAGAGUCAGACUCGUCUUUACCUGAGAGAUGGUAUAAUGCGCUUGGGGUUUGUGUGCUUAUUGGUACUUUGGAAGUACGGAGUGAUACAAACAGCAUGCGUAUCAAACGACUUGGGUGUGCUCUUUUUGACAAUUAUAUGAUUAUUGUCAAAGGAAAAAAGCCAAAGCGAUAUCAGCUUCAAUACUGGUUUCCUCUCAGAAUUUUUACUGUAGAUCCAAAUGGUGGACUAGAUCAUGGAUGGACAAUGUUGAGUGAUAGAUACACGUUUGAUUUUGGUUCAGUGUGCGAGCAAGAACGGAUCAUCUGGGUAGAAGCACUAGGAAAAACAAUUGAACAAUCAAAAGUUCGAUAUGAGCAGUUACAAGAGGAGGAUUGCCUUGAGCAUCUUUUUGGAUCUUCUUUUGAUAUCGAGCGACCUCUUCACCGUAGAGCAUCCACCGUUCAUAGCUCAAACUCAUUUGCUAGCAUAUCCAGUCUUGCUUCACACAAAUCUCACAAGUCCUUAAGUGAAGCUGCUAGAAUGGAGGCUGAUACAAUUCUACAUUCAACAAUUGAUGAAACAAGUAUUAAAUCUCACUCAAGUUUUCACGAUAUACAAGAGUUCUUUGCCAAUAGUGUGUCCGGAAAGUGGGGAUAUUCUAAGCAGGUUCAGGUUACCCAGAAUCAGCAGGCAAUAGAUCAUAGGUUUGAAGACGUUUGCACAACUCCUUUAUUGAAAGCACGAUGUCAGGCCAUACAAGACCGAGCAAGUACUUUCAGUAGCUGGCGCCAUCGAUCGUACGUUUCAAAGACGCCUUCGGUUCUUUCAUUCCGUCACAUAGAAGAAAAUGGAUAUUUUGGAUCGGCAUCUUCUUCUGUCACAUCUUCACCUCAUCCACUUCCUUCUAGUAACCGUGCCACACCUGUUGCAACAAGUCCUCAAUACCGAAAUUUCGGAGAUGGACUUAUGAGUGCAAUUCAGCGCAAGACAUCCUUACCUAUCCGCCCUUCAGUGUCGACUCCAAAAGAAAAAAAGAUGGGCCACCGACAGGCUAUGCCUCCACCUCCUACCCCUCAGCGCCCCCAGGCAAUACAGAACGUAUCAUUACCCUGUGCAUAUGAUGAUGAGAACAGUCUCGAGAAAGCAAGCCAAAAGAAAAGUAUGAUCUUUAAGUUAUCACAGCGUCCUCAAAAGCCCGUCGAAAGAUCUGGAGGAGAUAAAGAAUCCUCUGGCAUGAGUCGAGUCCCAAGUGCAAUUUUUGGGAAGUUAGCUGUCCGAUUAGGAAAUCUUGGGGCACCUCUUAGACAAAGGUCUCAUGCCAGUUCGUCUACUACCUCUGUUAAUGUGAUGGCAUUAUCUCUGAGCUCUUCUGAAUGUCUGGAACAUACAGAAGGGGAUAACUCUGGAUCAUUUGAAAAGAAAAAGCAGCGUCUUAGUAGACUCGCAUUGUCUUCUCGUAGCUCUACCAUGGAACAAAAAGCAUCAUCAAGUACAAAAUCCGUCAUAAGCCAAGCAACGGGCCACAGUGGUCUUCCACCUUUGCCUUCUAGCAAUACAAGUCUCAAAUUAUCUGUUGAGAGCAGAAGAUCGUCAAAGAGUGGUAUCGUGUCUUCUCCAGAUAUACAAGAAACAGGAUCCACCAGGGCAGAGUCAUGCGAGUCGGGCUCGUCCUCUAAUUCUCUACCAAUAACAAACACAACCGAACCACGUCGAUUUAAAAAUCUUCGUACUCGUCUUUUCGAAUUUGCUUCACCUCUUCAAAAGCGAAACAAACCUUCCUAA